GGGCCCGGUUCCGCCAUGGCGCUGCGGAGGCGGCAGCAACGCCCGCCGGGGCGGGUCACGCGCGUCGCGCCGGAUGUGACGCGCGGCAGAGGCGCCGCCGCCACCGCCAUGAGGGGCUGGGCGGGCGCGCUGCGGGCGGGCGCUGCCGCGGGGCCCGGGCCCGGCGGGCUCCGGCAGCGCUUCGACUUCGGCGGCCGCGAGGCGGCCUCCUGGUUCCCGGGACACAUGGCAAAAGGCCUGCGGCGGAUGCGGGCCUCCCUGCGCAGCGCCGACUGCCUGGUCGAGGUGCACGACGCUCGGAUCCCGCUGUCAGGCCGGAACCCCCUGCUGCGGGAGGUGCUGGGCAUCCGCCCACACGUUCUGGUGUUGAACAAGAUGGACCUGGCUGAUCCCUGCCGGCAGCCGACAGUUUUGGAGCACCUGAAGCAGGGAGGAUGCUCACAUGUUGUCUUCACCGACUGCCGGCACGACAGCAAUGUCAAAAAGAUUGUCCCUCUGGUUGCCAAGCUGGUGGGUGACAGCCCACGCUACCACAGGGCUGAGAACUCUGAGUACAACAUCCUGGUGAUUGGUGUGCCCAACGUGGGCAAGUCCUCGCUCAUCAACUCCCUGCGGAGGCUGCAUCUCAAAAAGGGGAAAGCCACCGCGGUGGGUGGCGAGCCAGGUGUCACCAAGGCCGUGCUGACCAGAAUCCAGGUCUCUGAGAAGCCCCUGAUGUACCUGGUGGACACGCCGGGGGUGCUCUCGCCGAAGCUGGGUGAUGUGGAGACAGGCAUGAAGCUGGCACUGUGUGGAGCUAUCCGUGACCACCUGGUGGGGGAGGACAUCAUGGCUGACUACCUCCUCUACACCCUGAACAAGAGGCAGCAGUUCGGGUACGUGCGGCGCUACGGGCUGGCCGAGCCCCGCGAUGACAUCGCGGUGGUGCUGAGGAGCGUGGCCCUGGCCCAGGGCUGGACGCAGCGGGUGAAGGUGCUGACGGGCACGGGGGAUGUCAACGUGACCGUGCCCAACUACCCGGCUGCCGCCUGCGAGUUCCUGCGGGAUUUCCGAGCGGGACGUCUGGGCAGGGUGACCCUGGACUGAGACAUCUCCCGCGGGGAAGAGGCACCGCCUGGAGCUGCGCGGGGAGCGGACAAGGGCCGGGAUGCUCCCCGCUGACUGCCCGGGCCCCACGGCACGGAGCUGUGACGGUGACAAGCAGCCGCGGGGAGGGCCCCGGUUUCGGACCCUGCGGGGGGUGCGGGAUCCCCGAGCCGGGGGUGUCACUGCGGGGGCCUGGACCACGGCUGCUUCCUCCACCCGGGACAAAUCCCCCGUGGCACCUUCCGUCCCUGCGGCCCCGGCCCCCCCUCGCACCCCCCUCCCGAAAUAAAGGUUCGGCGGGUGGUGACCGGGGCGGUGGCCGCUCCCGGGUCCCGUCCGCGUCCCCGCAUCCAGGCACGCCGGUGUUACUCCCA
Messenger RNA from Apus apus (common swift), 1460 nucleotides. It is a transcript of the gene MTG1, whose product is annotated as mitochondrial ribosome associated GTPase 1. The record is from RefSeq and is a predicted model, not a curated record. NCBI's taxonomy places the organism in Eukaryota, Metazoa, Chordata, Aves, Apodiformes, Apodidae. The coding region runs from base 16 to 1086 and encodes 356 amino acids. Gene Ontology annotation, cellular component: mitochondrion. Gene Ontology annotation, molecular function: GTPase activity; GTP binding. The transcript is spliced from 11 exons.